Messenger RNA from Neurospora crassa OR74A, 825 nucleotides. RefSeq lists its product as hypothetical. Gene Ontology annotation, biological process: intracellular iron ion homeostasis. The coding region runs from base 129 to 473 and encodes 114 amino acids. The transcript is spliced from 2 exons. Lineage: Eukaryota; Fungi; Ascomycota; Sordariomycetes; Sordariales; Sordariaceae. The record is from RefSeq and is a predicted model, not a curated record. Gene Ontology annotation, cellular component: nucleus; cytosol. Gene Ontology annotation, molecular function: 2 iron, 2 sulfur cluster binding.
CAUCGAUUUUGUCUUUCUCCCCAUCCACUCAAUCUUUGGCAACGCCAUUCCGAAACAACACGGAUCUCCAAAUACCACUUCCUCGUACAUCAGACAUCAGGAAUACCACCAUACUACAAUACACAAAAAUGGCCGACAACCAAGAACCAGCAAUAACCGAGGACUUCCUCUCCGCCGCCCUCAAGACGCGGCUCAAUGCCACUCACGUGGAAGUAACGGACAUGUCGGGCGGUUGCGGCGCCUCCUUCACCUCUCUCAUCGUCUCUCCGGACUUUGUCGGCAAGAACUCGCUCAAGCGGCACCGGCUCGUCAACGCCGCGCUCAAGGAGGAAAUUGCGCGGAUUCACGCGUGGAGCGCAAAGUGCCAGACCCCCGACGAGUACGCAAAAGAAAAGGCGGCGACGGGCGGGAACGACGGCCCGCCCAUGGACGGGACGAAUGCUCAGGGCAAGGUGGAGGGUGUGACCGAGUGAUGUGAUGUGAAAGGAUGGAAAGAAAGGGGAAGGGGAAGGGGAAGGAAAGAGAACGAAGUGAGGUGGCAGUAGUCCAGAAGGAAAAUCUUGCUGUAGUGGGUGGUGUACCUGGAUGGGCAUGAAAACAGCGCGUAUUGCUCCAAAAAGGGCGGCGUGUAGUAGUCUCGUGGGAGACUUCUGAAUCAAGGGUGGGAGAUAGGAAGGAAUGACAGCAGGAAACGAACCAUGGCGAUACAAUGCAAUGUGCAAAUCCUUGCUGGGUGUAUUACGUUUCUGCCUGUUAUGGGACUUGAUCCGCGCUGUACCUAGGACGAGAGAAAGAAAAUGGAAUCUGAUCGGUGUAUACCUACUC